GCAGCUCGGACAGAUGUGAAUAACGGUGCAGACAUUUGACGCCUAAUUUGGUUUUCUGGGCGGAGAGCUGCUCCUCUGGGCCGUUAGUUAGUCCACUCGGGGGGCUGAGGAGUUGCAAUUUGUGACUCUCUUACCGCUGGAUGUUCUGGAGAGCAGCAGCAGCAGCAGCCAAGUAUCAGAAAGUUUUCUCUGCCAGGGCAGCUGAGGAAAAUCUGAACAAGUGACUUUGUCUCUCAUCAUCGGUUACAACCUCUCAUCAUGGCAAUAGUCCUGCACUCCAGCCCCCUGCUCUGGACUCGGGUGGCGGCCCUGGUCUUCUCCUGCGUGGCCUUCUCCGUGGCCGUGCACGGUGGCAGACUCUACCACGGCACUGGAGACUGGUGCAUCUUCUGCUGGGCCUUCAGCUUCGCCGGCACUCUGCUCGUCUUCCUGGUGGAGCUGUUUGGCCUGCAGACCCGAGCCCCUGUCUCCUGGAAGAACUUCCCCAUCACCUUCGCCUGCUAUGCUGCCCUCCUCUGCCUGUCCGCCUCCAUCAUCUUCCCCCUCUACUUCCUCAAAGGUUCCUCCAGCCCCAAUGAGACCCGCGACUUCCGCAUCGUGUCCACCGUCUUCUCCUGCCUCGCCACCAUCGCUUACAUGAGCGAGGUGAGCAUCAGCAAGGCGCGUCCGGGCGAGGUCGCCGGCUACAUGGCCACGGCGCCCGGCCUGCUCAAAGUCUGCGAGACCUUCCUGGCCUGCAUCAUCUUCGUGUUCAUCAGCGACCCCGUGGUGUACGAGCGUCACCACGCGCUCAGGUACUGCAUGUCCGUCUACUGCAUCUGCUUCAUCCUGUCGGCGGCCAUCAUCCUGCUCUGUGUUGGCGAGUUCACCGGCUGCCUGCCCUUCCCGUUCGCCCGCUUCCUGUCGGCCUACGCCCUGCUGGCCGUGGUCCUCUAUCUGUCGGCGACCAUCAUCUGGCCCAUCUUCAACUUUGACCCCAAGCACGGCGGAAAUAAAGACAGGCCAUACGGCUGCAGCUCCAUGAUGGGGCUGUGCGUCUGGGAUAAGCUCAUGGCGGUGGCCGUGCUCACCGCCGUCAACUUCCUCCUCUACCUGGCCGACCUGGUCUACUCCACCCGCCUGGUGUUUGUCAGCGCUUGAGGGAAAAGCGAGAGAGCGAGUUAGACCAGCAGUAUGCUCCACAUGGAACUGAAUUUGGCCACUUUAUUAAUUGAACUGCUGUCAAAUACACUGCUGCAAGUGCAUCCUAGUGCACUCCUGUAGCUGUGGGUCAUGAUUGGGGUAACAAAAAACAACUUGUCCAAAUCUAUUGUGGCUCAGUUUGUUGUUUAAAAUAAAAUAAUUUAAUAUUGUUUUUGCAUUGCUACAAAUAAACCACAGGAAAAGCAGAUAUGACCCAAAAUAACCUGGUAAUGGUUGACCAGCAGACAUGUUCGGCUGGUCGUACGCCAAAUCUUGUGCUCUUCUAACUUGCCAAAUUCAAUUUCGUGUGAAGUAUGCUGCAGAACCAAGGACCUUAGAGAGAGAAGAAGAAGGAGGUCAAUGGCCAUGUUUACACGUCCAACAAUAUUUCUUCAAAUUACUGACAUUUUCUGUCCAUGUGUUCUUUCUUUUGUUUUGUUUUGUUUUGUUUUUUUGCAUCCAGCGACCCGAAUAGACUCUUGUCCUGAUCAUGAGAGACCUGAAUGUGUUUGCUGGAACGUGCUGAUGUUUCCCAUUUUAAUGCAUUUUUAGCAGUUGUAACGACAGAUCAGUUCCCAUUUAAGUACAGAAAUAAAAGGAUUGUUUUACGCAUGCAGGAAUGUUUGCUGUCUGGAUGUGAGUUAACUAAUGAUGCAUUCUCCACGAUAGGACUCUGACGGGGACACAAGCUAACAACCAGAAUACUAUGUGCAUGUAAACAUAGUCUGUGAUGGCAAAAGGAAAAAAAAAGUUAACGGUGGCUUUUUAUUAUUUUUAUUUGUUUUUUGAAAAAAGAAAAUGUGCAUAAUGUAUGUCAAUGCGCUGCCCUAGCUCGUUUUUAUUUCUAAUUUGAUAUAAAAAAAAAAAGACAGCUGCCAAUGGAAGAAAAACGUAAGAAAAUAAUGAAUAUUAGGAAGUUACGUUUAAGUUUACUGUUGGAGAAAAUAAUUGCAUGCCUCCUGAUUCUAAACUUUACAUUGAUGUAACUGACAAUUCAAUGUUCCUAAAGCAGCUAAUAGGGUUGUAUUAUUCCUUCGUCAUUAUUACAUGCUCCAAAAAUGGUUCCAAAGACUUGAAGUAGUGCUAAAAUAGUUUACAUGAUAAUAAGAUGAAUGCUCAGCUAGCUUUUGCUCCUCUUAUGAUAUAUGUGUAUCUGCAAGCUACAAUCAAUGGCAAGAAUAUAUAUGUGGAAAGUACAUAUGCAAGAUUGUGGGUUUAUGGUUAAAGUGCACUUAUUAUUUGUAUUAUUUUGUGUCUGCAAAUAUCAAAGCAUCUAGUAACACCAAACUCUCGCCACUGAAUUCAUUGAUUGUCGAUCGGGUCUAUUGGUUUUGUACUGCUGUAGAAAUACUCAGAGAAAGUGAUCAAAAAGAUGCGUCUGUCCUUUUAGAUGUUGUUAUACUCUUUAACUUUUUUUUUUAAUAUAUUCCACUGUCCGUGUCUCAAGUGUGCAAACCACAUCAGCGUUUUAGGAAAAUGUAACCAAUAAAACCACAUGGUAAACAGA
Messenger RNA from Stegastes partitus (bicolor damselfish), 2689 nucleotides. RefSeq names its product myeloid associated differentiation marker b (gene myadmb). Gene Ontology annotation, cellular component: membrane. NCBI's taxonomy places the organism in Eukaryota, Metazoa, Chordata, Actinopteri, Pomacentridae. The transcript is spliced from 2 exons. The coding region runs from base 259 to 1140 and encodes 293 amino acids. The record is from RefSeq and is a predicted model, not a curated record.